This is a messenger RNA of Drosophila mauritiana, 2487 nucleotides long. RefSeq names its product very long-chain-fatty-acid--CoA ligase bubblegum (gene bgm). Lineage: Eukaryota; Metazoa; Arthropoda; Insecta; Diptera; Drosophilidae. Bases 160 to 2160 code for a protein of 666 amino acids. The transcript has 6 exons. The record is from RefSeq and is a predicted model, not a curated record. Gene Ontology annotation, cellular component: endoplasmic reticulum; membrane. Gene Ontology annotation, molecular function: long-chain fatty acid-CoA ligase activity.
ACGCUUUGCCUUCGCUGAAUUCGGUCGUGUGUGUGCUGUCGGUUAUCGAGCGAAAGAGUGGGAGUAUAGAAAAUAGACGGCAAUCGAUUUGCGUGGCCGAAGAACAAAUAUAUAUCGAGAACGCCGUAGAAACCAAAACUAGUUAAUUAUACUUGCACCAUGUCCGCGAUAGACGCGCUCUACAAUCGUCCUGGGCCCAACCGCCUGCGGCAGGCGGAUGCCUAUCGCACCACCAACCGCCAGGACGCCGUCAAGAUUCGGAUGGCCAAGGAUGGAAUCGGCGCAGAGGAGCCCAUCUCGGUGCCCGGCCUGCUGAAGCGUACGGUCAACAAUUACGGCGACUAUCCUGCGCUGCGCACCAAGAACGGCAAGAACGGAUAUCACACUGUCACCUACAAACAAUAUGAGCAGAAGGUGCACCAGGUGGCCAAGGCGUUCGUCAAGCUCGGUCUGGAGGAGCACCACUCGGUGGGUGUGCUGGCCUUCAACUGCGCCGAGUGGUUCUACUCGGCCAUGGGCGCCAUUCACGCACGAGGCAUCAUCGCCGGAAUCUACACCACCAAUUCCGCCGAUGCAGUGCAGCACGUCCUGGAGAGCUCACAUGCCCAGAUCGUGGUCGUCGACGAUGCCAAGCAAAUGGACAAGAUCCACGCCAUCCGCGACAAGCUGCCCAAGCUCAAGGCCGCCAUUCAGAUCCAGGAGCCCUAUUCCCCCUACUUGAAGAAGGAGGAUGGCUACUACAGGUGGUCGGAGAUCGAGUCGAUGAACGUGAGCGACGUGGAGGAUCAGUACAAGACCCGUCUGGAGAAUGUGGCGAUCAACGAGUGCUGCUGCCUGGUCUACACCUCCGGAACGGUGGGCAUGCCCAAGGGCGUGAUGCUCUCCCACGACAACAUCACCUUCGAUGUGCGCGGCAUCGUCAAGGCCAUGGACCGGGUGGUGGUGGGGGCGGAAUCGAUCGUCUCCUACCUGCCACUUUCGCACGUGGCCGCCCAGACCGUGGACAUUUACACCUGCGCCUUUGUGGCGGGCUGCAUCUGGUUCGCCGACAAGGAUGCGCUGAAGGGAACGCUGGUGAAGUCGCUGCAGGAUGCGCGACCCACGCGAUUCAUGGGCGUGCCGCGUGUGUACGAGAAGUUCCAGGAGCGAAUGGUGGCCGUGGCCAGCUCCAGCGGCAGCCUGAAGAAGAUGCUCGCCAGCUGGGCCAAGGGCAUCACGCUGAAGCACUACAUGGUGAGUCAAGGCAAGAGCUCCGGGGGAUUCCGGUACAAGAUUGCCAAGUCGCUCAUCAUGUCCAAGGUGAAGCAGGCCCUGGGCUUCGAUCGCGUCCUGACCCUUGCCAGUGCGGCAGCUCCCAUGUCGCCGGAGACGAAGAAGUACUUCCUCAGUCUGGACCUGAAGAUUGUCGAUGCCUUCGGCAUGUCGGAGACGGCCGGUUGCCACACCAUCUGCCUUCCAGAUUCCGUGGGUCUGAACACAAUUGGCAAGACUCUGCCCGGCUGCGAGUCCAAGUUCAUCAACAAGGACGCCAACGGUCACGGCGAGCUGUGCAUCCGAGGACGUCACGUUUUCAUGGGCUACAUCGACAACAAGGAGAAGACCGAGGAGUCGCUGGAUGACGACUGCUGGCUGCAUUCCGGUGAUUUGGGAUUUGUGGAUGACAAGGGAUAUGUUUCCCUGACGGGACGUUCCAAGGAGAUCAUCAUCACCGCCGGCGGCGAGAACAUUCCGCCUGUGCACAUCGAGAACACGAUCAAGAAGGAGCUGGAUGCCAUAUCCAAUGCCUUUUUGGUGGGCGAGCAGCGCAAAUACCUCACUGUUCUGAUCACUCUAAAGACCGAAGUGGACAAGGAAUCCGGUGAGCCUUUGGACGAGCUGAGCCACGAGUCCUCCGUGUGGGUGAAGUCGCUGGGAGUGGAGCACAAGACCGUAUCGGAUAUCCUGGCCGCAGGUCCCUGCCCCAAGGUGUGGAAGUCCAUCGAGGAUGCCAUCAAGCGGGCAAACAAGCAGUCCAUUUCCAAUGCCCAGAAGGUGCAGAAGUUCACCAUUCUGCAGCACGACUUCUCCAUUCCCACCGGCGAACUGGGACCCACCCUGAAGGUUAAGCGCAAUGUUGUGUCCAAGAUGUAUGCCGAUGAGAUCGAGAAACUAUAUGCCUAGAUUUCUAUCUGCAAGAUCGAAAUCGAUGAUAGCCGCGGAACUUGAGCUUUAAUGUGAAUUUGAAUUUACCGGACUUCCAAGCCAAUUGAGUGCCACUUUUAAUUUGAUUUAGGCUGAUGAUGUUAACUGUUGGAUAUUAAACUUAGAACAACUAUGGCCCUAUGCCUAUGUAGACACUAGCUUGCCAACGAUUAGGUCCAGAGAUCUUUUAAUUAGUACCUAAGUUUUAUUUUUUAUAUGCUAUUUGGUUGUACCAACUGAACAAACGAAAAUUGUUUAUUGUCUGAAGAGCAACAAUAAAUUUGUAACUAGAUUUUUAACUGCCAA